GCGGAUCCACAACCUGGAAGUUUUGCGUUACGAUCGAACGGGUUCUCAUUCAGCUGUGACAUUUUCAAGGUUUACCGUUUGAAAUAAUGUCACAGAUACAUAUUUAACUGCCGGGUUUAGCUUUCAAGAUAACAGGAUCGGUUCUUCUCGAAUGUAACUUCAUAAAGUGUAGACAGGUGAGGUACAGGUUCAGGUGAGUGAUGCCUGUGUGUUCCAGCAGUGACUGUCCCCAUCUACAGUGUGUAGGAGAGAUCACCAAGGAAGAACUCAUCCACAAGUCACAUGGCCAGUGCCAAGACUGCAAAGUUGGAGGACCAAAUCUGUGGGCGUGUCUGGAGAAUGGCUGUGUGUAUGUGGGCUGUGGAGAAUCUCACACUGACCACAGCACCAUCCACUCACAGGAGACGGGGCACAACCUGACAGUGAACCUGACCACUCUGAGGGUGUGGUGUUAUGCCUGUGGGAAAGAGGUGUUCCUGGAGCGUAACCCGGGCCCUCACUGCCCUGUGCCCAGCUCCAAGACCCUCACAUCAACGCUCACCAACAACACACAGGAGGGUAGCAGGGUGCUGGGCCGCUCCACCUCUCUGAGACUGCCCCCUACUGGUGGCUGUGAAGACCUGGGCAUGGAGACUGAGGAGGAGGAGGAGCUCCGCCCCAGAGGUCUGACGGGACUGAAGAACAUAGGAAACACCUGCUUUAUGAACGCAGCCCUGCAGGCCCUCUCUAACUGUCCUCCGCUGACCCAGUUCUUUGUGGAGUGUGGAGGCCUGGUGAGGACAGACAAGAAGCCUGCUCUGAGUAAGAGCUACCAGAAGCUGGUGUCAGACCUCUGGCACAAGAACAGGCCAUCCUAUGUCGUCCCUACCGGUCUGUUCCAGGGGAUCAAGGCUGUUAACCCCAUGUUCAGAGGAUACUCACAACAGGACUCUCAGGAGUUCCUGCGUUGUCUGAUGGACCAGCUCCACGAGGAGCUGAAGGAGCCACUGACCGAGCCCCCCGACAACGACCUACACUCUCACGCCAUCGCCAUGGACGACGACGGCCCCGACGACGACAGCCCCAGCCAAUCGGACAACGACUUUCAGUCAUGCGAGUCGUGCGGCGGCGGCAGCAGCGAGCGGGUGGACAGCGAGGGCCAGGGUGGGAGCGGGGACGGGCAGGCGGUGCUGUCAAGGGAGGAGUCUAAUGAGGCGGAGACGCUGAUCCCCGACAGGCCUGACUCCUCCCACUCCUCCGGCCAGACCAAUAGGGAGUGGCAGAAAGAGAAGAACCUGAUCAACGACCUCUACCGGGGGUCAGGGGCCGAGGGGUCAGGGGGAGACGUGGAUACCGUUCUCACAGAGGCCACGCCCAUCGUCAGCAGCCAGGGGACAAUCAAAGUCCAGAUACAAAGCCACAUGGCUGAGCUGCAGGUAGUGUCCAACACCCGGACCCAGAGUCCAGUCCAUAUGGAGGGACACUGCCUCACCAAGAUGUCCUCCAGCCCCCCCAAGACCAACUCUGUCUGGCCAGGAAUGUCCUCCAGCCCCCCCAAGAAUAACUCUGUCUGGCCAGGAAUGUCCUCCAGCCCCCCCAAGAAUAACUCUGUCUGGCCAGGAAUGUCCUCCAGCCCCCCCAAGACCAACUCUGUCUGGCCAGGAAAGUCCUCCAGCCAUAAGAAAGUGUCCUCGUUCUCCUCAACAAAGAGCCAGAGGAAGUACCGUAGUGUGAUAUCAGACGUGUUUGAUGGGACCAUCGUCAGCUCAGUGCAGUGUCUGACCUGCGAUAGGGUGUCAGUGACCCUCGAGAACUUCCAGGACCUGUCCCUGCCCAUCCCAGGCAAGGAGGACCUGGCUAAACUCCACUCCUCCUCCCAUCAGACGUGUCUGAUCAAGGCCGGCUCCUGUGGAGAGGCCUACGCAGCCCAGGGAUGGGUCGCCUUCGUCAUGGAAUACAUCAAGAGCUGGUGGUGGGGUCCUGUGGUGACCUUACAGGACUGUCUGGCUGCCUUCUUCACCAGAGACGAGCUGAAAGGUGACAACAUGUACAGCUGUGAGAAAUGCAAAAAAUUACGGAAUGGAGUGAAAUUCUGCAAAGUUCAGAGUGUACCAGAGAUUUUGUGUAUCCACCUGAAGCGGUUUAGACACGAGCUGAUGUUCUCCACUAAGAUCGGGACUCACGUCUCCUUCCCAUUGGAGGGCCUGGACUUGCAGCCCUUCCUGGCCAAGGAUAGUUCCGCCCACACCACCUCCUAUGACCUGCUGUCCGUCAUCUGUCACCAUGGCACCGCCAGCAGUGGUCACUACAUAGCCUACUGCAGGAAUGACCUGAACAACCUGUGGUAUGAGUUUGAUGACCAGAGCGUUACCGAGGUGUCAGAGUCCUGCGUCCAGAACGCUGAGGCCUACGUCCUGUUCUACAAGAAGAGCAACGAGGAGGCGCUGAAGGAGAGGAGGAGGGUGACGGGUCUACUCAGCGUGACGGAGCCCAGCCUGCUACAGUUCUACGUCUCCAGACAGUGGCUCAACAAGUUCAAGACCUUCGCUGAGCCUGGACCCAUCUCCAAUGACGACUUCCUCUGUUCACACGGAGGCGUGCCACCUGCCAAGGCAGCGUUCAUGGAUGAUCUGGUCGUGAUGCUGCCUCAGAACGCGUGGGACCACCUCUACAGCAGGUACGGAGGCGGGCCUGCAGUCAACCACCUGUAUGUUUGUCACACUUGUCAGACAGAGAUUGAGAAGCUGGAAAAGAGACGCAGGACAGAGCUGGACAUGUUUGUCCGGCUGAACAAGGCGUUCCAAGAGGAGGAGUCUCCACUGAUCAUCUACUGCAUCAGCAUGCAGUGGUUCAGAGAGUGGGAGGGCUUCGUCAAGGGAAAGGACAAUGAUCCACCGGGACCAAUCGAUAACUCCAAGAUCGCGAUCAACAAGAACGGCCAUCUAACACUCAGACAAGGAGCUGACUCGGGACAGAUCUCUGAGGAGACGUGGAACUUCCUCCACUCCAUCCACGGAGGAGGUCCACUCGUAACAGUCCGGCCCAACGUCUCUCACACCAACGCAUCUCACCCCGAACUAGAGGCCUCCUCGCAGUCUAAGGAGAAGAUAUAGGUGGAGACGUGCUACGUUUAAAUCUACCUACAUACCAACCCCCUAACAGGAAACUACCUACCUACCCCCUAACAGGAAACUACCUACCUACGGUACCUACCCCCUAACAGGAAACUACCUACCUACCCCCUAACAGGAAACUACCUACCUACCCCCUAACAGGAAACUACCUACCUACCCCCUAACAGGAAACUACCUACCUACGGUACCAACCCCCUAACAGGAAACUACCUACCUACCCCCUAACAGGAAACUACCUACCAACCCCCCUAACAGGAAACUACCUACCUACGGUACCAACCCCCUAACAGGAAACUACCUACCUACACACCAACAGGAAACUACCUACCUACGGUACCAACCCCCUAACAGGAAACUACCUACCUACCCCCUAACAGGAAACUACCUACCUACCCCCUAACAGGAAACUACCUACCUACGGUACCAACCCCCUAACAGGAAACUACCUACCUACCCCCUAACAGGAAACUACCUACCUACUGUACCAACCCCCUAACAGGAAACUACCUACCUACUGUACCAACCCCCUAACAGGAAACUACCUACCUACACACCAACAGGAAACUACCUACCUACACACCAACAGGAAACUACCUACCAACCCCCCUAACAGGAAACUACCUACCAACCCCCCUAACAGGAAACUACCUACCUACACACCAACAGGAAACUAUCUACCUACCCCCUAACAGGAAACUACCUACCAACCCCCCUAACAGGAAACUACCUACCAACCCCCCUAACAGGAAACUACCUACCAACCCCCCUAACAGGAAACUACCUACCAACCCCCCUAACAGGAAACUACCUACCAACCCCCCUAACAGGAAACUACCUACCAACGGUACCUACCCCCUAACAGGAAACUACCUACCAACGGUACCUACCCACCAACAGGAAACUACCUACCUACCCACCAACAGGAAACUACCUACCAACGGUACCUACCCACCAACAGGAAACUACCUACCCACCAACAGGAAACUACCUACCAACCCCCUAACAGGAAACUACCUACCUACCUACCCCCUAACAGGAAACUACCUACCUACCAACCCCCUUAACAGGAAACUACCAACCCCCUAACAGAAACUACCUACCCCUUAACAGGAAACUACCUACCCCCUAACAGGAAACUACCUACCUACCAACCCCCUUAACAGGAAACUACCUACCUACCCACCCACCUACCAACCCCCUAACAGAAACUACCUACCCCUUAACAGGAAACUACCUACCCCCUAACAGGAACUACCUACCUACCCACCUACCAACCCCCUAACAGAAACUACCUACCUACCUACCCACCCACCUACCAACCCCCUAACAGAAACUACCUACCCCUUAACAGGAAACUACCUACCCCCUAACAGGAAACUACCUACCUACCAACCCCCUUAACAGGAAACUACCUACCUACCCACCCACCUACCAACCCCCUAACAGAAACUACCUACCCCUUAACAGGAAACUACCUACCCCCUAACAGGAAACUACCUACCUACCAACCCCCUUAACAGGAAACUACCUACCUACCCACCCACCUACCAACCCCCUAACAGAAACUACCAACCCCCUAACAGAAACUACCUACCUACCUACCCACCCACCUACCAACCCCCUAACAGAAACUACCUACCCCUUAACAGGAAACUACCUACCCCCUAACAGGAACUACCUACCUACCAACCCCCUAACAGGAAACUACCUACCUACCCCCUAACAGGAAACUACCUACCCCCUAACAGGAACUACCUACCUACCUAACCCCUAACAGGAAACUACCUACCUACCCCCUAACAGGAAACUACCUACCUACCCCCUAACAGAAAACGACCUACCUACCUACCCCCUAACAGAAAACGACCUACCUACCUACCCCCUAACAGAAAACGACCUACCUACCUACCCCCUAACAGAAAACGACCUACCUAUCUACCCCCUAACAGAAAACGACCUACCUAUCUACCCCCUAACAGAAAACGACCUACCUAUCUACCCCCUAACAGGAAACGACCUACCUAUCUACCCCCUAACAGGAAACUACCUACCUACCUACCUACCUACCAGCUAACAGGAAACUACCUACCUACCAACCCCCUAACAGGAACUACCUACCUACCCCCUAACAGGAAACUACCUACCUACCCCCUAACAGGAAACUACCUACCUACCCCCUACAGGAAACUACCUACCUACCCCCUAACAGGAAACUACCUACCUACCCCCUAACAGGAACUACCAACCCCCUAACAGGAACUACCUACCUACCAACCCCCUAACAGGAACUACCUACCUACCCCCUAACAGGAAACUACCUACCUACCCCCUACAGGAAACUACCUACCUACCCCCACCUACCAACCCCCUAACAGGAACUACCAACCCCCUAACAGGAAUUACCUACCUACCAACCCCCUAACAGGAACUACCUACCUACCCCCUAACAGGAACUACCUACCUACCUUCUAACAGGAAACCCCCAAAACCAGCCCUGAGUAAAACAACAAAAUGUUUUAUUUUGCACUUUACUUUUUAUUUAAAAAUCAUUCGAGCAAAGGAUUUCCCUUCCUUGACCACUGGGCAGAAGAAUAAACAUGUUUGAAAAUAACAUGAUGACAUGUUUCUACAUAAAUGUAUAAAUAUAUAAUUUCUAAUAGCACUGUAGAAUAAUACAUGGGAACUGUGUCUGGUAAUUUCCAGAACCAAGCAUUUAUUAAUUUUGUUUUUUGCCGGUAAAAUCUCUCUCUUCACCAAAAUGGAGACAAUGUCACUCUAUAUCAGGGGGAUGGGAAACUUUAAUGGGGGUGGGGGCCACAAAGAAAUCGUCACUCAUUAUGAUUGGCUGUUCGUGGUUCUGCGUACCCACACAUGCAAUCAGAGCCGGCCAUAUCCUUUUGGGGGCCCGAAGGGAAAUUUUGAUGACCCCCGACCCCUUGCGAGCAAAACAUUUUAGCGGCACCCUUCUUGACACUGGAGAGAAAGAAUGUAUGUUUUAGUUUAUUUUCUGUAAUUCUACACAUUUUGCCAUGCGGCGGUGAGAACAUUUUUCAAUUUUAUAACAAAUUUCAUGCAAUUCUAAUAAAAAAAAAUGCAACGUGGUAGAGAGAACAUGUUUCAGUUUUACAGCUAAUUUCCUGCAAUUCUACACAUUUUGCCAUAGGGUGGAGAUAAAUGUUUGCCGUUUUUAAUAUGAUAUCUGAGAGAGUAAUGAACCAAAUCAACGGAGGGCCCCCCUUGGUCAGUAAUUCAACCAUGAUUACUACACGUUUAGAUAGCUGGCGAGACUAACUUACCACGUCGAAACAUUUUUUUUAGCUGAUAUGGGCUAAUUGAGUGACUGUCAUUGACGGAACGGACAUGACAAGGGAAGAAACUGCUGAUGCAUAACCAACAUGUUGAAAUGACACCUUGGUGUAUUCCACUAUUCUACCUAGCAACAGUAAGUUGAGACCCCGACUGAGUUCCCCAGGAGGGGGUUCUAUAUGAUGUCACUCUUGUGUCUUGUGUGUCGCAAACGACAACAGAAGAAUCACAAUGCGUCUUACUGUAGAUAUCGAAAUUGUUCUCUUUUUUUUAAUACCUGUUCUAAGAAAAUAACAUAUUGUCGAAGAAGUGAAUGGUUAUAAAAAGUUCCCGCUCUUACAUUUUCCAUAAAAGUGAAGAAGAGAAAUCCGUCCACAUAUUUUAGAGACCCUCUUAUUUGCAGACAAAAUAUAGCUGUUUUUAAAAGCUAAUUUCCUACAAUGCUACAGAUUUUUGCCAUGGCGUGUUCUUGUGCUAUCUGAUCAAACAUAACAAAAUCAAUGGGGGCUCCAUACCAAGACAUUUGGGGAAUUUUUGAUUCUCCAGGUUUUUUUUUAUUUUUUUUUAGUGGCGGCAAGUAAAUGAAUAUAGGGGAAACACUGCUAAGGAUAUGUGUUUACACAGGCAGCCUAAUUCUGAUCUUUUUACACUAAUUGGUCUUUUGACCAAUCAGAUCAGGUAUUUUGCCAAUAAUUGGCCACAAGAUCAGAAUUGGGCUGCCUGUGUAAACUAAGUAAUCUCAGAAAGGAUUUGUAUGUUUUUUUACUAUAGUCUGGUUAAGAUAAGUGGCACGCUCACACAAUGUCUGAUGUGUAUUAGAAUGUACUCGUGAGUCCAGGGGUGUAUUCACUAGGAUCCAAAAGGAAUGAAACGGGGAGGGACCCCACCUAUCUGAAUGUGUCCAAUAUAAACUCUUUGUUUCUGUUGUAAAACCUGGUGUGUGUGUGACCUAAUGAAUACACCCCUGGUGUACUACAGUCCCAGAACUUCCUUGUUAUUUACCUCCCAUUGACCAGACCAGGGGGUGGAUUUACCGUGUAUCCCAAAUGGCACCCUAUUCCCUAUAUAGUGCACUGCUUCAGACCAGGGCCCUAUGGCACCCUAUUCCCUAUAUAGUGCACUACUUUAGACCAGAGAGCCCUAUGGCACCCUAUUCCCUAUAUAGUGCACUGCUUCAGACCAGGGCCCUAUGGGGCAUAGUGUUCCAUUUGGGAGGCACGUAUAUGUUAAUAGACUUUUUUUUGUAUAAAAUAUGUGGCUGGCAGGCAUGCUUUAGAGGGAACCCCACUCACUCAACCAGGGUUGGGGUCAAUCCACAUUUCAAUUCAGGAGGUGAACUGAAAUUCUAAAUAAAAUUUUCCUCAAUGAUUUGUCUGUGAGGGAAAAAAAGGUGGAAAUAAAAUGGGAAUUGACCCCAACCCUGAAGUACGAAUGAUUUGAAAAACUUGAUGGCCACAUGUCACAUUAAAUUACAUGUAAGCUGCCCACUCACUGCAUAAUAUGUACACAAUGAAUCACAAACUUCUGUGGCUGUCUUUGUCUUUGAAAUGUACAGAAUUACACGACAAGCUAUCAAAUCAUAAUAUUCAUCAGUUUUGUCACUGAAGAAGCAUUGACUUGUGUAUAAGAGCAUGGUGUUGCUUAUGCUAUGUGGUCACUGAAGAAGCAUUGUUAAGAAAUGCUGUAGGUAUAUGGAAUACUGCAUCCUGAUUUGGAAUGGCUGAUAUGAUUCAUUAAACACAUCUGUUCUGA
Molecule: messenger RNA, 8171 nt
Organism: Salvelinus fontinalis (brook trout)
Lineage: Eukaryota; Metazoa; Chordata; Actinopteri; Salmoniformes; Salmonidae
Product: ubiquitin carboxyl-terminal hydrolase 33-like
Exons: 24
Coding region: 201-3092 (963 amino acids)
Biological process (GO): protein deubiquitination
Molecular function (GO): zinc ion binding; cysteine-type deubiquitinase activity
Source: RefSeq, a predicted model, not a curated record